AUGGACCAAUCUGACCAGCCAUCCGAAAUUCAAGGCUGUCCUGAAGAGUCACCUGAAGAAGCUCUCAUGGCAUCCUUUAGGGUUGCUGCUGAAUCCGUUGCACAACUUUAUAAAACCGCUUUAAACCAAACAAAACGUUAUGACAGUGGUUAUGAACAGUGUCUAAGAGAUUUGAUGGAAUUUGUUGCGUCACACCCUAGUGUUCAAAGAAGCCAACAAACUGGAGGUGAUGGUAGAGACGCGUUCAUAUCGGUUGAAGAUUUGUGUAAAUUUGCCCAAUCCAAAACCGAGCAAUUGAAAUCUAUAUCUCGUCGCAAUAGAGAAUAUAUUAUGAAUUCUAAUAUCAUGUAUCAUCCUAGCCAACACGAAAUUGACAGUAUUGAUACGGGACAAGAGGGUGGUAUUGGCAUCUUGGCCGGAAAUGAUUCCUUGAAGAGACGAUACGGAGGAUCAACCGACAUGAAUUUUCUUGGACGUCCUUUAGAAUAUUCAUUCUUUGAACCACCGACCAAGAAGGGAAGGCCUAAUUUCAUUGUAG
Diversispora eburnea is the source of this 538-nucleotide messenger RNA. NCBI's taxonomy places the organism in Eukaryota, Fungi, Glomeromycota, Glomeromycetes, Diversisporales, Diversisporaceae. The record is from the annotation of a GenBank genome assembly.